CUUUGCGCUCACCCCUCCACACUUCACCACCCAAUACCACCACAUCGCCUCAUCCACCAAUGGCCUAAAUGUUGGUCGCAGACGAUGUGAACGACCACCGGAUCCGGCCGGAGAUGACCGGAGUAGAGUCCACCACCCCAAGAGUCCUAGCUGUACUGGCUUUUGCUAUGGAAAGGCUUGUGGCUCGAAAUGAGGGGCUGGUGGGUGAGUCCAUCGGGCUCAUGGGGAAGAGCUUGAACGUUUUUCAUGGGGUGAGAGCCCCAAGCAUCAGCAUACCCAAGUAUUUGGAGAGGAUAUACAAGUACACCAACUGCAGUCCCUCUUGUUUUGUGGUUGGGUAUGUGUAUAUCGAUAGGCUGGUGCACAAACACCCCGACUCUCUCGUCAUAUCUCUCAAUGUUCAUAGGUUGCUGGUCACCAGCGUAAUGGUUGCCUCCAAGAUGCUUGAUGAUGUGCACUACAACAAUGCAUUCUAUGCCCGGGUAGGGGGAGUGAGCAAUGCUGAACUGAACAGACUGGAAUUAGAGCUGCUCUUCAUGUUGGAUUUUGGAGUGGUGGUCAGCUCUCGAGUGUUCGAGAGCUACUGCUUGUACCUGGAGAAGGAGAUGCUGUGGAAUGGCGCAGGACAGAGGAUGGAGAGAACCAUGGUUCCCAAUUCGGUAGACGAAGUGACUGAAAUAUCGGUGGACGAUACCCAAACUUCUUCUUCACCACCUCAAAUGGUGGACUGACUUAGAUCCAUUUUCAUUGCCUUCUUCUUCUUUUUCUUCUUCUUGAUUCCAUGAGGAUGUAAUGCAACAGAGCGGAUUAACUCCUUGUGUUUUGACAGAAUCUACAGUAGAAAGAGAAUGGAAAGUUAUCAGUGGGAUUCAUAUAUUUUGUACAAUUGUAAAAUUCAAUUGAACUGGCUUUCAGAUUCAUCUGUA
Vitis riparia (riverbank grape) is the source of this 926-nucleotide messenger RNA. RefSeq names its product cyclin-U1-1. The transcript is spliced from 2 exons. Gene Ontology annotation, biological process: regulation of cyclin-dependent protein serine/threonine kinase activity. The coding region runs from base 69 to 731 and encodes 220 amino acids. The record is from RefSeq and is a predicted model, not a curated record. Gene Ontology annotation, molecular function: protein kinase binding. Lineage: Eukaryota; Viridiplantae; Streptophyta; Magnoliopsida; Vitales; Vitaceae.